GGGUUCAGACUUCGGAGGACCCAGCCCGCUGUCUCCCCCCAAACCCCAACAACGCAUUCCGUUCCGGCGCUUCCGACGACCGACUGCACCGGCGACGAUGGCCGCCGCCGACGACGUCGCCCCGCGCGCCGCCUCGGCCUACCUCGACCCCUCCUACUGGGACGAGCGGUUCGGGAAGGAGGAGCACUACGAGUGGUUCAAGGACUUCUCCCACUUCCGCCACCUCCUCGCGCCGCUCCUCUCCCCCUCCCUCUCGGUUCUCGAGGUCGGGUGCGGCAACUCGCGGCUAGGGGAGGAGCUCCUGCGGGAGGGCGUCGCCGGCGGCAUCACCUGCGUCGACCUCUCGCCCGUCGCCGUCCAGCGGAUGCGCGACCGCCUGGCGGCUCAGGGAGCCGACGGAGUAGAGGUGGUGGUGGCGGACAUGCUUGACCUGCCGUUCGAGCGUGAGAGCUUUGAUCUCGUGAUCGAGAAGGGCACCAUGGAUGUAUUGUUUGUGGACAGUGGCGAUCCAUGGAACCCCAAUCCUACGACGGUAAAUAAUGUGAUGAAAAUGCUUGAAGGUAUCCACAGGGUUUUGAAGCCAGAAGGCGUAUUCGUAUCGAUCACCUUUGGACAGCCACACUUUCGACGUCGAUUUUUUGAAGCUCCUGGGUUUACAUGGUCUGUUGAAUUCAACACCUUUGGCGAUGGCUUCCACUAUUUCUUCUACACCCUUACGAAGGGUAAAAGAUCACUGGAGUCCAACAGUUACCAAAAUACAUUACCUGCUGCUCCAAAAAUUAACAUGUUCCAUGAAGAGCUCGAGAGCGAGGAUUAUAUAUUCCGCACAAACGUUGAUGAGCUCUAGUUGACAAGUUCUGAAGCAGCUAUGCCAGUCUGGGAGCUAAGCAUCAAGAGGGAUGAAGGAGACCAGUUUAGCGCUGGUGAUCCUCAGUGAUGUUUGUAACAUGUGUGAUUUAUGACGACUCAUUUUGGGCCUUGGUGUGCAAUGCUGUACAAGUUCAGGGUAGGGAUCUCUGUACAAUCUGAAUUGGCUAUAACAUAGUAUACCUUUGUUGUUCC
This is a messenger RNA of Phragmites australis (common reed), 1062 nucleotides long. RefSeq lists its product as uncharacterized. Lineage: Eukaryota; Viridiplantae; Streptophyta; Magnoliopsida; Poales; Poaceae. The record is from RefSeq and is a predicted model, not a curated record. The transcript has 7 exons. The coding region runs from base 98 to 847 and encodes 249 amino acids.